Messenger RNA from Maniola jurtina (meadow brown), 1028 nucleotides. Its product is annotated as probable ribosome production factor 1. Gene Ontology annotation, biological process: maturation of LSU-rRNA; maturation of 5.8S rRNA. The transcript is spliced from 6 exons. Gene Ontology annotation, molecular function: rRNA primary transcript binding. The record is from RefSeq and is a predicted model, not a curated record. The coding region runs from base 156 to 998 and encodes 280 amino acids. Gene Ontology annotation, cellular component: preribosome, large subunit precursor; nucleolus. NCBI's taxonomy places the organism in Eukaryota, Metazoa, Arthropoda, Insecta, Lepidoptera, Nymphalidae.
GUAAAACCAUUUUUUUUAUUUAUUUUAUUUAUAAAAGUCAAAAACAUGCUGAAAGCUCGUAACUUAAAAUAAAAAUAAUAAAAUAUAAUAGUGUUUAACGUAAGAAAAAGAACUAGUUUGAUUACUGUGUGAGAAGUAUUAAAUAACAAAACAAAAUGGCUCGUGGAAAGGAUAAAAAGAAACGUAAAUUGGAAAAGAAGCAAGAGGGAGAUGAGGUGCCAAAGAAGAUCCCCCACACGCUGGAAUCUCUGCGGGAGAAGGAUGAGACAAUGCUGGCACAUGCUGAGGCUGAAGAACAAGAAGAGGCACAAAAAGAUAUGGAACUAGAUGAAAUGUCAUCAUAUUUCGAGAACUCGUAUGAGCCCAAAGUACUGAUAACCUACUCUGACAACCCACACACUAAGACAAGAACAUUCGGCAAGGAGCUCAGUAGAAUGAUACCUAAUUCGCUGUCACGAUAUAGACUAAGGUCCUCAGUAAAAAGAAUAGUCCAAUCAGCGAUCAGAGAGCAAAUGACAGAUGUGAUAAUAAUUAACGAGAAUCAGAAGCAGCCAAAUGGAUUCCUGCUGAUCCAUCUCCCGAGCGGACCCACGGCGCAUUUCCGGCUUUCCAGCUGUAAGAUAACUAGGGAGUUGAACAAGGACCAUAAGGAAAUCACUACACAUAGGCCAGAGGUAGUACUAAACAACUUCAGCACUCGAUUGGGUUUGACCGUUGGACGCAUGCUCGGCGCACUGUUCCACUACGAGCCGCAGUUCCGCGGCCGCCGCGUCGUCACCUUCCACAACCAGCGCGAUUACAUCUUCUUCAGGCACCACCGGUAUGAAUUCACAAAAGACGGCAAACGCGCCAAGCUGCGAGAACUUGGGCCCAGAUUCACGCUCAAGCUGAUCUCGCUGCAACAGGGCACCUUCGACUCCAAGCGCGGCGAUUACGAGUGGAUCAUCGCGGGCCGCCGACACCAGAUGGAGACAUCGAGGAGACGCUUCUUUUUGUAGCCCAAUAAAGUUCAUUAUUUUAAGAAAAUC